AUGCAAAUAGUUUCUGGUAGUUUAACACAAGUUCCAGUGAUCCAUAAUGUUUCUAUGCAUGUUUCACAUUUUAAUUCGACAACAAUUAUCAAUAGCACUUGUGAUCAAUGUAUUUGUCUGAUGCUGAUGAAUGUAACACCGAUUUCUUCUUUUAAUUAUUUUCGAAAUAAUAAAACAUGUGAAAUAUUCUCCGAAUCUGUUGUAACAAGUCAGUUGUCGUUAGUGAGUAAUUCGAAUAGUUCAGUUUACUUUAUUUCAUUACCAAUUGAUGAUAUACAAUUGACUACUUCUGUCAUUCAAGAAACUACUAGUAGUUUUACAGGUCUAUGGUAUAAUCGACCUAUGUUUCGUCCAUGUGCAUCGUGGAAUCUUAACGCCACUACCUUUGCAAAUAAGAGCAUAUUUGGCUCCAAUAGUCAUGGGCUCUUUAUCGACACAUAUAAUACUAUCUAUGCAGGUAGCUGGUCCUACGGUCUUGUUAAAGUAUGGACUAAUGGCAGUUCAACUGUCACAAAAACUAUUCAAAAUGGUUUGUCUUGUCCAAUGAAUUUUUUUGUUGCAAUGAAUGGUGACAUUUAUAUUGACAAUGGCUGGAAAAAUCAUCAAGUCGAUAAGUGGACCUCAAAUGCUACGAUCGGAACACGAUUUAUGAAUGUCAGUCAUCCAUGUUAUGGUCUCUUUAUUGACACCAAUAACACAUUAUACUGUUCAUUAGCUGACUUAAACAAAGUAUUGAAAGUUGAUCUCACCAGUGGUUCAAGCACACCAGUGACGAUCGCUGGAAAUGGUUCAAGUGGAUCGACAUCAUCGUUGCUCAAUUAUCCCUGGGGAAUCUAUGUUGAUACAGACUUCACUUUGUAUGUACCAGAUUCUCGAAACAACCGAAUUCAACGAUUUGGGUUCGGUGAAUUGAAUGGUAGAACGGUAGCAGAGGCUAUGGCAUCAGGAAUCAUUACACUCAAUAAUCCAACUGGUAUUGUGCUUGAUGGAAACGGAUACCUAUUCAUUAUGGAUACUGGCCAUAAUCGUAUUGUUGCAUCGAGUUCCGCUGGAUUUCGAUGUAUCGCUGGAUGUUCAGGUCAUAACGGAUCAACAGCAGACACACUACACAGUGCUCGUUAUAUGGCAUUCGAUACUUAUGUUAUAACCACAGUUCAAAGUCAUAUGACUGAUAUUUUAUAA
Adineta steineri is the source of this 1182-nucleotide messenger RNA. The record is from the annotation of a GenBank genome assembly. NCBI's taxonomy places the organism in Eukaryota, Metazoa, Rotifera, Eurotatoria, Adinetida, Adinetidae.